Molecule: messenger RNA, 14370 nt
Organism: Haplochromis burtoni (Burton's mouthbrooder)
Lineage: Eukaryota; Metazoa; Chordata; Actinopteri; Cichliformes; Cichlidae
Product: helicase ARIP4
Exons: 22
Coding region: 6582-10994 (1470 amino acids)
Cellular component (GO): nucleus
Molecular function (GO): ATP hydrolysis activity; ATP binding; ATP-dependent chromatin remodeler activity
Source: RefSeq, a predicted model, not a curated record
GCUCGUAGUAAAUAAAUAGGAAAAAGGAAAAAGUAACAAAGAAAUAACAAACCAUAUAUUUCUGACAAUUUAUGUUCAAGGUCCUGAAAUUAGACAUUUAAGAAAAAAAACCCCAUCAUGGCUUUUUGCUGCUCUAAAAUCUUAAUUUUGCCCUAAAUUUCCAGUUCAAAAUGGUUUCUCUGUGAAGUCAAAGCUUUGUUGUGCUGAGAUGUGGGUUUCAACUAAACUAACCUUUUUAAACUCAGGAUAUUCAAGGAGAGAUGGCAGGCAGGUCACAGCUUUCAGGCAGUAAACACAUGCUGGAAAUCUCUUCUGUAAUUGGGCUUUCUGGUCGUGGUUCAAGUCUGACUAAUAAAUUAUAAGGUUGUUGAAUAAAUCCAUCUGUGCCAAAGUUAGUCUUUGCAUUAGUAAGAAGGCUGAUUUGACUUGAUAGCAUUUACAGCACUUAAUAAAAAUGUGGACUUUGUUGUGUAAUUGCAGCUAUUGCUCGACAUCCAGCGUUAGUAGAGCUGGCAUAUCAAAGAAUGAGAUGAGAAGGCAUUGGACAGCGAGAAAGAGGGGAAUCAGAUUUCCGUCAAGAUCUUGUACUGAUGAUGGAAGAGUUUGUCAGCUGUGUAAAGUCUUCUCCAGAAGGUCUCUAAAUUCUAAAUGUGUUGAUGGACAUGAUGUCUGGUAUGACAUGCCCCGAACACCUCUCCCAGGAGGCAUCCUAAUCAGAUGCCCAAACCACCUCAGCUUUCUUUUUUCGAUGUGGAAGAUCAGCAGCCCUCCAAAAUUUCCACUGAUGGAAAAAACCUGGGUGUAUUGAAUGACCAGCUUUUUCCUGAAUGAAAAAGCAGGGAAGCAAAAAUCCAUUGAUGGAAAAACCUGCUCAUUCAGUAUAUUCAAGAUGUCAGCUGACCUCAUUUUUUGGGCACAUAACAUUACAAAAGCUUGACCUCACCAACUGAAGCUAACCCAGAAACAAAACACUGCUCUCGCAGGCUUGUAGGCUGGGCAGUAGGAAUGAUGGGUGCCUCAGGCCACAUUAAGUUUUCCCUUUGCCACUGACUCCUAUCUUUAUGCUCCUUAUCAAAGUGAAGCUGUUUUUCGGAUUAGCCUCCCUGAUAAGCGGUUUUCUGAAGGCUACACGGCUGUUUGGUACCAAUCUCUUCACAUUGUGUGUGGAAAUGCUUCUACUUUCACUAUUAAACAUAGGAAUAAAUUCUACUGCUGAUUAUUUACAAUUUAUUUUAUAUCUUAUUAGUAUUGAUAUAUUAUUUACGAUUAUAUAUCUCCGAUCAUGAUCAUUCAGAUCAUCGAAUGAUCUGAAAGAUGGUUGUUCACUGCUAUCCUUCCAGGUUUUAAUAAUAUAUUGGACAGUCCCAAUUUUCGAAGUUACAGCAAUCUCAAUCGUUGUUUACUUUGCUUAAUCUAGACCGAUUAUUUCUAAAACAGAGUAACAUGUCGUGUGCAACCACAGGAAACGUCUUCCGUAUCAACUUCAUCAGUAAGGGUUAAAUAACAAGGUGCCAGCUGAAACUUUAAAUAAUCACAUAUUCAGUGUAAGGCUUUUACCUAAUUUAGUUACAUCCAGGUGUGACUUUUUUUGCCUGAUACAUCUUUGGAUUUAAUAAUUUUCACACAUAUCUAAACCAUGUAAUGUCUCACUUAUUUACAAAAUUGGAAAUAAGCUGUCAUGGCUUCAUCAAAGAUGAGGAUUUCCUGGUGUUUUUACAUUAUAAAUGACCAGAGUGCCAUAAGAGGGCAAUUUAGGAAUUUAGGAAGUCUUGGUUAAAUUAAAAGAAGGACCAGAAUGAAAUGUCUUUGUAACUUUUUAGGCCGGCACGUGUUUUCAGAACCACUCCAGUGUGUUUUUGUAUUGAUUCUACAUGUCUCCCUUGUUUGGUGGGAGAUGAUGGUGAUAAGAGUUUUUUUUUCUUGUCCUUUCGAAACAACAGCUGACAAAACAGUCUAAGCACCAGGUCCCUUUGGUCCCUGUUCAAAGUUCCUCCAAUCUUUUUAAGCUGAUGUGAAUUCAUUCAUCGUUAGAUAAAUUGAGUAGUUCCCGUGUGGCUACUGAACUAUUCUUGUUUUACCAAGUAUCAUUUUAAUGAAUUAACAAAUUUCAUAUUUUAAUUUUAAAGUCUGAACCAAACCAGAUCUAAUCCUUGAGUGUAACAUAGCCUAAACAGCCCCUUGGAGGAGGUAAUGAUGGAGAAUUAAUCGUUCUUUUAUAUUCCUCAGCAGGAUUGAUCCCUCUAGUCACAGGUCCCUCUCUCGAACCUUAAAGAGUCCACUACGCUCAAAAAUUAAAGUUCAUAGACAUGCUGCAUAACCGUGUCUAAAGGCAAAAGUGUAAAUUGCCGCAAUUAAAAGAAGUGCAAUCACAGCCUCUUCAUGGCUAUGUCUAACUGCUCUGAUUUCACCCCAGGAUUCUGAUUUGAAGUGUGGUUAUUCUUGAGCCAAACUUGAGAUCUUUAGUUUAGUUUUUCUUUUUUAUGUUUUGGUUUUUCUUGCACUAUGAUGUUUCAAAUAUAUGCAAAGGCUUUUGGGCACAUCAUGUGUUUCAACAUAUUUUUUUAAACUAAAUUCUUUGUGACAUGUCUAACAGCACAGUUCUUGUGUCAAAUUUAAUUUUAGCUAAGUCUUUAGCUUUUUUUUUUUAGAUCAUCUCAUCCACUUAUGGGUGAUGAUAAUGAAAGGAUAUGCAUUGCAAUAUCUUUUCAUGUCAUGUAUCUGUGGCAACUUUGUACAAACAAAGGAAAGGUUUAGCCAGUUUAUCAGUGUUUGGCUCAAUAAUAAAAAGCCAUUUCCAAGUUGAAUCUAUUUGUUGUUAGUUGACCAUAGUCUACCAAUAGCAUCAUCAGGUCUCUGAAAUUGCCCAAACCAAGUUUGUUGUUCAAAUAAAUGUUUAUAUUAAUGUGCCAAUCAAGUCACAGAAACCUUUACGGUUUGCUAGGUUGUUAACGUCAGGGCUACUUUACGACCAAUGUAGCCAACCAUUUUGCAGCAGCAUGACACCACACCACACCAAUUAGAAUAGAAUAAAAAGCCUUUAUUUUGUCAACGUACAUGUGGACAAACAAAAAUAAUGUCAUAGUCUUUAGCAAUAUUUUACAAUGUCCUGAGUGGUGAGAGUGCAGAUCUAGAGUUCAGUACUUUGAUGUCAUUGUGAUAGAAGCUUUUCUGUAAUGUGAAGGUGUGGAGUGCCAGGUUCCUGUUGGAGCACCUUUAUGACAGUUUACAGUCUUUAUCCCUGUAGGCAGACUCAUCUCCUUUGUGUAUUAAUCUUGUGGUGUCAACUGAAAACACAAUGACUAAGUUGAUUUUGUCGGUUGGUUGGCUGCGAUUAGAGAAGUGGGCCUAGGGUGCAUCCCUGAGGAGCACCUGUGCUAUAUGUCAGAGUAGGGAAGUGAUGGGUCCCCAGUCUAGCAGACUGUGGUCAGAUUUGUUAAGAAGUCACUGUUGCAACCUCUGGUGGGCCUGUGGCUUCUGAAGAAGAUUCUGUCUGCUGUGAUCUUCGUCUCAUGCUAAUUAGCUUUUGUUGCAACAUGAUGUCUGCUUCUCAGAUAUGUUGACUGGUUCUUAAAAGGAACCAAAAUAGAACUGACUUUGCUCCAACUCUGAAUAACAGGUAAAUGGGAGACACUGAUUACACUGAAAGUUUAGGUACUGCAGGCUGUGCUGAUUACAUCAGUAAAGCAGAUAAGUGGAUAUCUCUACAUGGCUAGCAAUCAUAUGCAUAUGAGCCUGCAUAUGCACCUGCCUCAUAAGCCAUUUUCACACAAGACCUUUUGGCAGUCUCAGGGCUGGACAUUUUUUCACACAUUUUCCUUUCUGUAAUAUAACUCAGAGUAGGAAACGGUUCACUUCAGGCACACUCCCACUACUGGAAAUACUCCAUGUGGCUUAGAAAAGGUGAGUUUUCAGAAUAGAGCACGCAGGAACUACACAUGAUGCACAUAUGCGAGCAGUAAAUGGAGGAAAUUAUUUGUUGCACCAUUCUCAGAUGACAUCACACAGAUUUGCUACUAGGUCAACUGAAACUAAACUAAAACUAGGGUAAAGAAACAUUUAAAUUAACCAAAAUAAAAUAAAAUAAAAUAGACUUUUGAAAAUAGCUACUCCAGAACAUAUUGUGUACUCGCAAAAUAAAUGAAGUAAAAAACCAUCUCGCUUAUGUGAUCUACCUUUAAAAAAUGCUGUGAUUAUUUUAAGACCCAUUCUGAGCUUUUGAAAAAUUUGUCUCUAUCAAAUGUCCUAAUGAAGCUGACAGAAGAAGAAGAAAGACUAGCUAACGUCUGAUUAGACUUCAACAGGCAUUUUCUUUCUUGAAUCCACCUCGGUUGGUUGACGCACACAAGAGUUUUGACUUUCAGCAUGUGUAUAAAAACGGUGAUAGAGCAGUGUUUAUGCAAAAAAAAAAUCAGUGUGGAUAUAGACGUCAAAUGCAUGCAGUUAUCUUCUUUGUUGACUCUGGGACUCUAAUCUUUUAACAGCUAUAAUCUUCCCCUGUUAGCAGAAGCUUGUGAUUUCUCUCAAUCUUUCUUAAACUUGGUGCUGUUUACUGUGCAACAACGCUGUCUCCAGACUUUGCACUGAACACACAUGCAUUUAGUGUGAGACUAUAAUAUUGGGUGGAUUUAAAAAGGCUGCUUUUCUUCUUCUGUUAUGUAAAAUGGGUCAUGCAGUGUAACAUUAUGGCAUAACAAGGUGGUUAAUAUAUUUAUUUAUUUAUUUAUUUAUUGUUAAAAGUGUUUAGAAUAUAUCCUCCAGUCUAAUUUCCUGCUGAUCAAACUACUCGGGAAUAAAAUAAAAAAAGAUUAUCUGCCAAUCUGCUUUCAUGAUCGACAUAAAUACAACGCUUUAAAUGGUUCAUGACAUCAAUCCAACGUAUAUCAUUCGAUUUUCCAAACACACAAAGGAUCUCCGUUUUUCAUCUAGCUCCUGGCCAAACAGAAUAUGAAGAUGGAAAACAGCGAGGCACAAAUGCCUCUCUCUCUCCUCCCUCUGUUGGUCAAUCUGGGUUAUGUAAACAGGGAAGUGCAAGCUCGGGUAGAUACCGUAACUGUGGUAGUGUGGCAAAGGUGACCGUGUGCGAGCGCGAGCGUACUCGUUUGUUCCCAGGCAGUCCUGGCUUCACGUUCCAGCUGUCACUGCCUGCUCUUUCUCUCCUCCCCCACCUCGCUAUUUCCAAUUCUGCUGCCCCUCCCCCCCCAGACUUCCUUACAAUGUGGGUUAGUAUGUGUAACCAUGUGACUGGGCUAUGACCUUUCACCUUAUGUGUGUGUGAUCUGUGAAGGGUAAUCCCACACGACCCCUUCCCUUUCUUUUCAUCACGCUCUUCCACUUUUCUUCUCCUUUAAUUACACAUCUAGCCAUUUUCUAUUCCAUCUCUUCUUUCUUGUCCUCCACCCUGUCAGGCUUGUGUUUUUCUUCCCCCACCUCCAUGGUUCUUACUUCUCUCCAUAGUUCGUCUCAUCUGCACUGACAGUGUUUGCAUUUAUGUGUCACUGAAAUUUACCAUUUGUUGCAGUUGAGGUGUUUACAAUGUGUUUAUUAGUGUUAAUGAUGUGCGAUGCUGCCCCGAGGAGCCAAAAAAAAAAGAAUUUUCCAAACAGAAAGUUGUACCACAUGACUUUAUUCAUCUCCUUGUUUCAGGUUUGCAUCUUGCAGCCAUAGUUUGACUCCUGAAUCACUCUCUCUAUCAGUUCAUAUUGAUCAUCUCCCCUCUCUGUCCACAAUCAUAAAUCAGGCUGAAAUGGAUUUGUGAUUAUAUGUUACCGUUUUAGCUUGUCAGAUCUGUAUUUACACAUUUAUUACUACUAAACUAGGCGCCAGUCUAUCCCAACCAAUAAACAAAUUCAUAUUCGAUCGUAUAAAAUGUGUGCUUUUUGGACACUGAGAGAGAUCCUCCAAUCUAAUGUUUCUGACAUCAGUUUUGAAGGAUUUGAUUUUCAUUUUCAUUGGGGCAAAACAGAAUCAGCACAAUAAAAACUGCCAUAAACUAUCAGAGGGAUCAUUUUACAUUCGUUCACUCCUCCUCUUCCCCCUUUCCCGAUCUUUCAUCCUCUUCUUUUCCUCUCAUCUUCUCCUCUCUGUCCAUCUCUUCCUUGUUGAACCCCAUUACCCUUGUUACCUAAGGCAGCUUUCCUUGAGUGGGUGUGUCCUGCUGACAUCACACACUGGCUCCUGUGUCGGUUGGCUGGGGGAGGGGAGAAGCAGAGAGAGGCGGGAGGAGGUAGACCGGAAAAGCUGCGCAGUGGCGUUGCGGGGGUGUUCCUACGUACGGUGGUCAGGGGCAGUUUUCAACGACUCAUUGUUUUGUAAUUGUCCCGAUGGUCUUCUGUCCUCAGUGGAGCGCCGGUAAAGCUGCGCGACGAGGCUAGGUGUUGGGUGACUCACACACACACGCGCGCGCACACACAGACAGACACCUACACACACUUUGACACGCUCGGUUCAGACAGAACAGAGGAAGUGUGUAAACUGUAUGAAGAAGGAGCACACACACAGAUUGGAGUAAGUUUCUGAGAGUGAUAAGGAGGAGGCAUGAAUCUCUCACCAGACUAGGAUACAGAAAGUUGCAGCCACAUGACAUGGACCAGUCCCACAGCGCCUCCUUCAGCUCCGAGAAUGAGGCUCAGGGCGGCAACCCUGCUGUGUGGCAGUGCACCCCUCCCCCAUCUACCUCACCUACGGCGGAGACGCCGGCUCACCCUCCCUCCUCUCAGCCCGGGUCAAGACCCCACUCCAGGCCGGCAAGCCAAAGCCCCACCCCUCCCUCGGCCCUGACAGGAACCAAGAAGAGGAGCUCCAAACCUGCGCACAUGAGACGCAACAUCAGGAAGUUACUGAAGGAGCAUCAGUUGGAGGCAGUGACCAAAGCGGCCCAGCAGGAGGAGCUGGAGAGAAGGCGCCGUCUGGAGCAGCAAGGACAACAGGAUUUCCCCGUACCGCUGCUGCCCGAAUACACAACUGGCGAUGUGACAACGCAUGCGUCGUCAUCGGCAACGUCAGCAGCAUCUCAGCAAGAAGUGAACUCGAGCAGACGGGAGGUGAUCUGUGUGGACUCGGGCAGCACGGGCAUCAGUGAAGACGACAGCAAGGCUAACAUACCCGCCUCUGUUAGCCCACAACACACACACAAAACAGACGUCAUAGAUCUGAGCUCUGGCGAGGACGACUCCAUCGUCCACGUUAGCGAGUCUACAGCUGAGGAAGAAGAAAGCGAGCCGAGCGACGCCCACAUCAACGAUGCCCUCAACCAGCCGGACGCCCAGGGGAGGGUGCUGGUCAACCUGAACCAUCCGACUACAGAGGAAGACAUCUUCCUGUCGCCUCAGCUGGCCAGAGCAGUGAAACCUCAUCAGAUUGGGGGAAUCCGUUUUCUGUACGAUAACCUGGUGGAGUCGGUGGAGCGCUUCAGCAGCAGCAGUGGAUUCGGCUGUAUCCUGGCACACAGCAUGGGCCUGGGAAAAACGCUGCAGGUCAUCUCCUUCAUCGACGUCCUCUUCAGACGCACCCAGGCUCACACCGUGCUCGCCAUCGUACCUGUGAACACCCUGCAGAACUGGCUGUCAGAGUUCAACACCUGGGUCCCGCCCCCUGAGGCUUUACCUCCAGAUCCUGAUCCUGCAGUGGUGACACCACGUACCUUUAAGGUUCACAUUCUCAACGAUGAACACAAGAAUACUACAGCCAGGGCAAAGGUGGUGGAGGACUGGGCUCGGGACGGGGGCGUGCUGCUGAUGGGCUACGAGAUGUAUCGCCUUUUGUCACUGAAGAAGAGCUUCGUGGCUGGAAGGAAAAAGAAGAGCAAGAAAGCAGCGGGACCUGUCGUCAUCGACUUGGAUGAAGAGGACAGGCAGCAGGAGCUACUUAAAGGUAUCGAGAAAGCUUUGGCUCGGCCCGGUCCAGACGUGGUAAUCUGCGACGAAGGACAUCGCAUCAAGAACUGCCACGCCAGCACGUCGCAGGCUCUAAAGAACAUCCGAACCAGACGCCGUGUGGUCCUCACCGGUUACCCGCUCCAGAACAACCUGAUUGAAUACUGGUGCAUGGUCGACUUUGUCCGGCCCGAUUUUCUAGGUACGCGGCAGGAGUUCAGCAACAUGUUCGAACGUCCCAUUCUGAACGGCCAGUGUGUGGACAGCACGCCUCAGGACAUCCAGCUGAUGAGGUACAGGAGCCACGUCCUGCACAGCCUGCUGGAGGGCUUUGUACAGAGACGAGGCCACGAUGUCCUGAAGGACCAGCUGCCUUCUAAGGAGGAGCAUGUGAUUCUGGUGCGUCUGUCUCCCCUGCAGAGGGCCCUCUACACAGAGUUCAUGAACCGCUUCAGAGAGGCAGGAAACACGGGCUGGCUCAGCCUCAACCCGCUCAAAGCGUUUUGCGUCUGCUGCAAGAUUUGGAACCAUCCAGAUGUCCUGUACGAGGCUCUGCAGAAGGAAAACCUGGCAAGCGACCAGGAUUUAGACCUUGAUGACAUCACCUCUACAGGACGAUGUCCGGCACCAACCAAUCAAAAGCCCAAGAACCUGGACAACCCUAACCCCGUCGGUGGCCUGAGCCUUAACCAGCUGCAGGAGAAAGCCAAUCAGGUCAUCACAUAUGAAUGGGCAAAGGACAUCAUGACUGACUACAAGCCUGGCAUCCUGGAGAACUCUGCAAAGAUGGUUCUGCUGUUCCACCUGAUAGAGGAGAGUGUCAGAAAGGGAGACAAACUCCUCGUCUUCAGUCAGAGUUUGUCCACGCUGACCGUGAUCGAGGAUUUUUUGGCUAAGAGACCAGUGCCUCCAUCACCCAAUGUGCCCAGCAGAGACAGACCCAAUCAAAACUGGGUCCGCAACCUCAACUACUAUCGACUGGAUGGAAGCACAACUGCCUCAGAGAGAGAGCGACUGAUAAACCAGUUCAAUGACCCCUCCAACACCUCCGCAUGGGUUUUUCUGCUGUCAACCAGGGCUGGUUGUCUAGGUGUGAACCUGAUCGGGGCAAACCGCGUGGUGGUUUUUGACGCCUCCUGGAACCCGUGCCACGACGCCCAGGCCGUGUGCCGUGUCUACCGCUAUGGGCAGAGGAAGCCGUGCCACAUCUACAGGCUGGUGUGCGACUUUACGCUGGAGAAGAAGAUCUACGACCGCCAGAUCUCCAAACAGGGCAUGUCUGACCGCGUUGUGGAUGACCUGAACCCCGUGCUGACCUUCACCAGGAGAGAAGUUGAGUCUCUUCUUCAUUUUGUGGAGGAGGAACCAGACUCAUCUAGCAUCCAUCUGCAGCCCAACGACAGAAUGGAGAGCAUCCUCAGGAAGGCCCUGCACCUCAAUCCCCACCUGAUUACAAAGCAACCAUUCCCCCACGAGUCCUUGCUGAUAGACCGCAGGGAGCUGAAGCUGAGCAACGCAGAGAAGAAAGCAGCAAAGAAGGGCUACGAGGCUGAAAAGAGGGCCUCGGUGCCAUACACCCGCCCUUCCUACGCUCACUAUUACCCUGCCAGUGAUCAGAGCCUUACCAACAUCCCUGCCUUUAGCCAGAGAAACUGGCGUCCUCCCACUAGCACUGAAGAGAAGCCAGUGGCCAGUGUCAGGCCAGUCCAGUCAACUCCAGUCUCUAUGAUGCCCCGCCAGGCAUCUGCAAGCUCUGCCCCAGGCAAUGACUCUUCUAAAUGCAGCCUCGGAGGCUUCCCUGUCAACUGCCUGCAGAAAGCUGGCGUGUUUGUACAGAAAAUUGUCACCACCACUGACAUAGUGAUUCCAGGCACCAACAACUCCACAGAUGUCCAGGCCAGGAUCACGGCUGGAGAGAGUAUCCAUGUCAUCAGGGGCACUAAAGGGACUUACAUCAGGACAUCUGAUGGCCGAAUCUUUGCCAUCAGAGCAGCUAAUAAGGCCAAGUCGGUAGAGGAGAGUUCAACAGCACCACCCAAAGAUUUGCAAGCACCCCCUCCAGAGGUUCCCACCCAUGUCAGUAACGGUUGCCUGUCACCCAAGACUGUGCCCCGCCCUCUUUCCCCCGACAGCCCGGAGAUCAUUAAUGAGUUGCAGCGCUAUACGGGCGGCGCAGGAGCUGGUGGGUCAGCAGGCUCUGCUGUUCAUCUGCCAGAGAGCAGCGUGAGCAGCCUGCCCUCAACCAAACUGAUUCAGACCAAUGGCAGCGGUGGGAGCGGGUUAUUAAGUGGAAAUCUGAGCCGCCAUGAUGCCUCUGUGACUAAUGUCAUUCAGCCCAACAUGGAUGCCACUGCCGCCCAAGAUCUGAGAACGGGCUCCAAGCGCAAAGCCUCCACCCCAUCCUUGGAUGAGCGGGCCAGUAAGCAGCCUUCUGCCAGCAAGCACUCCUCAGCCCCUGUGGCCUCGCAGGGCUUCCCCUUCACUGGGGGCUAUGGGCUCCCCCCUAUGGGUCUAAACUCUGGCAUGCUGGGUGGUUCACUGGGGCAUCCGCUUUUCAUGGGGGCAGGCUCACAUUACUUCCAGCCCCCCCACACUCAGCUGAGUGACGCCAGUUACAUGUACCCAGAUCGGCAUGGGUGGAACAUGGGCGGAGCCGGCACUGCUCCCACUUCCUCUCCUUCCUCAUCACUGAUGACAACCACCGCUCCCACCGUCUCAUCUUCCUCCUCAACAUCAUCAUCCUCUCCAUCAGUCAAAGCUGCCAGUUCACUUUCAGGAGCCUUGCCACCAUUCAUGCUGAGCUCCAACAUGCCAGGCAUGGCUGGGAUGCUCCCACCAGGCUUCCCUCUGUCGUAUAGUCCAUCUCUGGCGAGCCUCUACACCAGCUCAAUGCUCCCAGGAGGGGUGUCGGGCCCAGCUGCUACUCCCGGCCCAGCUGGAGCCAGUUUCUUGUCCCAAUACCCUCCUACUGCUGCAUCCAGCUCCUCCUCAUCUUCCCCUUCUUCCUUCUCCCCCUCAGCUCGGUCCGAGGGUCAGCGAGGCCCGGUGCUGGUGAACAGCGGGAAUGUCAGCAGCAUCAGCAGCUCAGAUGAAGAUGAUGUAAUUGAGGUGAGGGGACAGUGACAAAAGAAUGAUGUCCUUUUGUGAGAAUGCUUUCAGAAAUUGUAAUAGUCACCAUAAAAGAAUGGCAGCCCAUUUGCCAGGAUGCAGGUUUCCAAGAGGCCAAGAUGAAAUUAAAUUAAAUGAAAUGAGGAAAAAAUGACAGACAUUUAAGGUGUUGAGAUCUGAGGCCCUGCUGAAGUGUUUCUCCUGAACAUCUCUACUUGCCUUGAAGAAAUGGUCUGAAUGGGGAUUUAACAGUGACUGGACAGAGAGGGAUAAUCGUGAUGCUGAAUAUCAGAAGAAGAAUCCGGAUAAAGGCUUAAAAACCCUCCAAAGGGAUGGAGAAAAUAAAAGUUUGAAGAUUUUGAGCUUCCAAAAAAAACUGUUCUUUUUUUUUUUUUUUGUCCAAUGCCGGCAUUAAGAUGCUUAUCACUGGACUGAGUACUGCUGAGUAUGGGCCUAUAGUGACCACAAGCGGCCACUAGUUAUACUGUUGACUUUUAGAGAUACUAGCUCUGCAGCUUUGCUAAGUGUCAAGACUUUUGCUUUCCGCUAAUUAAAAAGAGGAGCUGGAGUUGCUUGUGAAACAGGUUUUGCUAUUACAUUAGCUGGUAGCACAGUUUAUUUCAUAACUGAAAUGGUAUCGUCCAUCACUUGUUGCUACUGAACACUUCUUAAAACGGCAAACGCAAUGGUUACAAGAUCACACAGAAGUUUUAGAGAGCGUUUUUGACAGAACGUAAUAAUAACUCACUGCCAGGACAGGUGUAUUGUAGGAUUUUUGUUCUUGAAAGAACACACAACAGAUGUGGGAUCAUAUUGAAAUACUGAAGAAACAGUUGUGCUUUGAGGAUGAGGUUAAAGAUAUUCACUGAAACUUUAAAAACUAAUGAAAGAAUGUACGCUUAAUCAAAUGCCUUUACACCGGGCCUUUUUGAAAAGACUCCUUCUCUUUAGGCAUCAGAUGUGGGAAGAUUUGUUUUUCUUCUUUUUGUGCGUGCUUUUUCUAUUUAUGUAAUCUCUGAUUGCCUAAAAAAAACAACAGCCAGGUGAAAAUGAGGAAAAAAAUAAACUGUGUCCCAGUGAGGUGUCCUCCUUGUAGCGGAGAAACAACCAACAGAAAAUGCCUUUUUGCCUCCAUCUUUCUGAAUGUUAACUGUGAGAGAGGCGAGGUAAAGAGAGACAGACAGUCGCCGUGGCUCUCUGAAUCUCACCCACAGUCUUACUGUAGCCUAGUGAAAAACGAUGCAAAACACUCACUCAAGCCUAUAUAUGUAUUUGUACAACCCCAGAGGAACGCUCGUGUUAUUACUGUGUUUGUAACUGCUUGUUGUGUUUUUAAGGGUUGCAAAAGGAAUCAUUAAAAAAGAUAAGAAAAAAUUUAGAUUCAUGUUACUCGGUUUGGUAACAUGUUUUGAGAGAGAUUUCACCUCUGCUCUGCUGUUUUUCCUUUUUCUUUCUCUGUUUCAUCUCGUUUCGUGAACAGAGGUCAAUGUGAAACCAAACCUUUUUUUUAGGGAGAGAUGAUGUAGCUUUGCCAAAAGGAAAAAGAAGGAAACAGCACAUCUGAAACCUCCAUCAAAGAGGAUUGUGUCUUAAGAGACCAAAUAAUGCAGAGCAGAUAAAAAAUAAAAACAAUCCUUUGCAGAAACACACUCUCUCUACAGCAUGCUCACAGCUACAGUUGAGAAGUACAUAUCCAUUUUUACACUGUAAAAAGAUACAAAUCUGUGUUUGACUGGGUGAAAGCUAGAAAAUCUUCAUAGUGUGACCAAUUUCCCCUUUAAAUUUGCUAUAAAUGGAGUCCGACCUAUAUAUUGUGUAUAUCAGCCGAUAUUAAUUUUUUGCCAAUAUUUCAGUUUUGGCAUUUAUAAUAGAUGGUGAAUGGAAAAUUCAAAUAAGAGAUUUUUGGGUGGGGGUUGCAUCCACCAGAGGACAGUCUGCACUCGCAGCUAACACGUGUUUGGAACUACUAGCAGAUCAGAUGAUUGUUGGGUAGAGCAAAAAAGAGCAAUCCGCUACUUGUGACAAUAAAACAAUGUUAUUUUUAAACUGCAGGGUUGGAUGUUGGUCAAGACUCAUAAAUAGCUAUAAAUAAAAAAUCUUAGGGAAAUCUGUUUGUUUUCUGUGCGUGAAAGGAAAAAAAUAUCGGCUGAUAUAUGAGAUUUUUAAAUCCUCAAAUCCGAUGUAUCAGUAAACAAUAUCGGUACCAAUAUCGGCAUCGGUCCUAAAAAUCCCAUAUCAGUCCGGUUCUAGAUGUAAACCAUCAAUCUGCUGUUCCAGCUGACCCCCCUCGGCCUAAACAGCUGCAGGAAGAGCUUUAAAAACCACUAGCUCUUUUGUUAAAGAUAAAACAACGUCAAGUUAAGACUCAGCAUUACCUGUCCUUUUCUCCCUCUUCCAUGUGUUUGUUCUCCAUACUGAAACUGUAAGUUUACUUGUGUUUCAUUUUUGCUCUCUACAAUGUUUGAAUUUACCAAAUUAAUUUAUUUAUGACGGUGUAUAUUUAUUCAUUUGUAUUUUUAUUUUUUUACAAUGUCUUUUUGGUUUCAUUUGUUUCAUCACUAUCUUGUUUGUAAGAUUUUUACAGUCAUAUUAGUAUUGUUACUACAGUUUUUGUUUUUUAAGAACUAAUGAUAAGCCAGUCUGACCCAACACAUGUGAAACUGUGCAGAACUUUGAUGUGGACCAACCAAUGUGUUAUUAAGCACAUUAAUAUCCAGGAUAGCAUAGAGUUAAAAUCAUAUCUAAUAACUGAUCAGCCGUUUAAUAUGAAAAACCAAAAAACUGUCACCAGGGAUAUUCAACGACUGCACAGUGUUGAAAUCAUUUCCUAUUUAUCUGCGCUCAGAUAAUAUAGAUGCAAAUUUUAGUAUUGAAUCUGAGCUAAAUGAGCCAUUUAUGUGCACGCUAGCUCAAUCACAAGUAAUGGGUCAGAAACCGAGGCAGUCCAGCCCACUUAUCAUCUGGAAAAACAAAGCAAAACAACAACAAUAAAAAAAACAAUAUCAAGUGCUUCUCCCCUUUUCUGUGCUGUAUUACCAUAUCACCAGAAUUGUCCAGGCGUGUCAUCACCCCUGUGAUGGCAAAACAGCAAGUUUUCCUCAGUGUUGAACUGUUUGGUUGUCAGCUCAGCGUUUGCUGCGCAGACUGACUGCUCUUUAGUUUCACAGCUUUCUACUUGAAUUUACAUAUUUAUUUAUACAAAUCAAGGUGGUCGGGCAAGCAGAGCCGACUGUCUGAAUUCCAUUUUAGCCGAGGUGAAGAUUAAAUCUGCUGUCUUUGAGGAUUGGCUCCAGUCAAAGCUUGUUGUGUGGACAAUGUGUAUGACUUUGGAUUACAUCAUUUUUUUUGUUUUUUUGAAAUUUGUAAAUAAAAAGAAACAUGUUCUAAAUCA